Molecule: messenger RNA, 2052 nt
Organism: Alternaria ventricosa
Lineage: Eukaryota; Fungi; Ascomycota; Dothideomycetes; Pleosporales; Pleosporaceae
Exons: 1
Coding region: 1-2052 (683 amino acids)
Source: RefSeq, a predicted model, not a curated record
AUGCCUCCGAAGCGAAAGGGAGACGCCGUUACAACCCCAAAGCCCGCGAAGAAAGCCAAGACCGGCGGCACUCCUACGCGCACAUCACCGCGCAACAAGACCAGCGAUAGUGAGACACCACCUGCAACGAGUACCGGCAAGAAGCCGAGGAAGCCGGCACAUCCCGGAUCAAAAGCAGUCAAGGCCCCAGACGAAGACGCCAACUUCGAAUGGGAGAUUCUAGAGGGUGACAAGCGCUCGACGCUCGUCGUCGGUGCCCCUCAACCAAAACGACUGACACUCAGGUUCCACCAUAGACACGACAACAACGAGAAAGAUCGAACAUUUGAGUACGACAGGAAGGCAGCUAAAAACAUCGACUGGAACAACAAGGACCACAUCAGAGACAUCAACAAGUGGCGCAACCAAAUCUUCGUCCAAAAUAUGAAGUUCCCGCCCAAGGUUACCCACACACCAUGGACUCCGUUCGAGACCGCGUACUUGGAACUAUUCCAUGAAAAGCUUCUAGAAGCUGCCACUGGGAAGACAAACACCUUCGUGGCGCCUCACAACGAGCUCAUAUUCGAGGCUUUCAACGAUUACUUCGAGGGUCGGACCGAUAUCCGAGACAAGAGCGGCAAACCAAUGGAAGAAGCUCUGGGUACUAGGCCUCUGAACGGAUUGACUUCGUACCUAAACCGUGCUGGUACCAAGAUCCGUGGCCUGCGAGAUCGUAUGAGCGCGCUGAAACCUAAGCUCAAGAAGAGCAAGAAGGAUGAUACAUGGAUGCCUUCCAUCACGGAUGACGAGAUCGAGCAGUAUAUCAAAGGAGAUUGGGAGCCCGCUGUCGAUUCUGCUCCUGCUGCGGCUGAUGAUGAGGGUGAAGAACAGGAUGUAGAUCAAGCUGAGGGAGAAGACGAAGAGCAAACUCAGGAAGAAGACGAAGAGCAAGCUAAGGAAGAUGACGAAGAGCAAGCUGAGGAAGAAGACGACGGUAAUGACUCCGACACUUCUACUCUUACCACACCACCUGACACCGACGAAGAACUCGAAAGCAUGGAGAUUCUUGAGCGCGAACAACAGGCUAAACGUCUGAUAGUCAAGCUUAAGCUUAAACCCAGCACAGCUAGCAAGUUUCCAGGAAGCAAACGUCCAACCACCAAGCCUACGAUAGCCAAGCCCACGACAACCAAGCCUACAGUCACCAAGCCUACGACGACCAAGCCUACAACCAGCAAUCCCGCAUCAAACACGCGGAGUACUAGUAAGGCCACCUCGGGCAGGUCAAGCGCCCGUUCUUCCUCGCCACCUCCCCCAGAGAAAAGCACCAAGAAGACGACUUCCUCCAAGAAGACGAUGACUGAUCCACCGAAAGCGACAGAACCGUCCGAGCCGAAGUCGAAGCCGCGAGUCGUUAAGCCCGUUGAGACAGAACCAAUACCCACCCAUCCAGACGUCAUAGCCUCUCUCAAGGCCAAGGGCUACACAUGGACCGAACUACCCGCGACCAAUGAAGAGGCAAUCAAGGCACAUCAGGAAGCGCAGAACGCGAAGCCUUCUCAGAACACAUGGAUCGACGGCGCAGUCGAAGCUCUCAAGGAUAGGACCAAGAGGCAGACUAGCCCAGGCUUCGACCACGAGUUCUUCAACAAGGACGUACAACACGAGUACGAAAACAAGGGCGCUAUGAUCAACGUCGAAGACUGGCACAAGAAGUCCGCGCGUAGAGAUGGAGCGGCCGCAGUCACUGCCUUGCUCAACACCGUUGAUAUACCGCCCCUCGGCUAUACGGGCGACAUACGCGCUCUUCACAAGAACAGACUGUUCUCGGAAGACGAACUGGCCUUAGCUGAUGCACGCGACGCUGCUAUCUCACAAAAGCACGAAGCAGUUGAGCGCGCACGCCAGUUGAAGAUCGCAAAGGAGUCUGCCACAAGUGCUUCGAAAAGGGAGAUGCAUGAGCAGGCUGCGCGAAAGCAGAAGAGUGUAUGGGACGAUCCGGAAAUCACGGAUGAUUCGGGUGAGGAGUCUUUGGACGAUGCGGCGGAUGAUGAAGCACGGAAGGGGAACUGA